GUCAAGACAUCAGAGACAUUUCCCAACUAAAACCAUGCAUUCACUGAUUGCCUUCGUCUGCUUCAUGGCUACCUUCGCCCAAAGCGCACCUCUGUCGGGGAGCAGCACACUUGUUGGUGAUCCGGUGUUUCAGGAGGAUCUGCAGAGAAGCCGAAGUUUAACAGAUAAGAUGCUGCGGUCUAUACCGGACACGCACAAGUCCUGCAUUCAUAUAAAGACUCUACAGCUCAAUUCUUCUGAAAAUGCAAAGUUUCAAACGAUGGCCUCCACUAUUGGCAUCCCCUCUGCUCCUUUACUCAAACCUCUUUCAGAAAACUUCAUUCUGGAGAACACCUUGACACGGAUAUACGAGGGUCUGCAGCUGCACCAGGCCUUACUGGACUCAAUAGUUCCUAAACUGGAAGUAAAAGAUAAAGUGAAUGAUCUAAAAGCUGACAUCAGAGAUCUAGGAUUUCUGAUCAGGAAGCUGCUUAAAUUGGUCCGAAAGGAUGCUGUCGUGCAACAGACCCCAACUCCAGUGGAACUGCGUCUGCCAGGAGAUUAUGAGGUCCAGGUGGCAGCACACCUGACUCUGGUGCAACUCCAGGCCUUUGGGGAUGAUGUAGACCGCUGCCUUCGGAGUCUAGCUCAAACCGACAAGGAAGCAGAGAGCUGAUCAAUUGGUGUCAUGUUAUAUUUGGCACGUGUCCAAAACAUACAUUAUAUUGCCAUGUUUUACUAUGGCUUUUAUUUAUUUGUUUAAAUAUUUAUUUGCAUCUAUUUGUAUUUAUAUAUUUAUUUAUGAAAUUGGGAAGAAGACUAUUUAUUAAGGAAAUUUAUUUUUGAUAAUUUUUAACACAGGCCUAUAUACUAAUUUACAUGACUUCUUUUUUGUAUGCCUCAUUAAACUCCAGUACAUGCAUUUUCUAAUCUUAAAUAAAAGGAAAAAACAAAGAUAAAUGUUUGUUUUGAGAAGCCCAUGCAAUGAAAAACGGGUGGUGGCAUUUGGCAACACAUGCUGCAUCAUUGAUGUAUCUGCGUAUAAAUUCCAGUGUGAAUCAUCUUGAACGUAUGCAACUAA
Melanotaenia boesemani (Boeseman's rainbowfish) is the source of this 1060-nucleotide messenger RNA. RefSeq names its product colony stimulating factor 3 (granulocyte) a (gene csf3a). Gene Ontology annotation, biological process: macrophage differentiation; neutrophil differentiation; myeloid cell development. The coding region runs from base 35 to 655 and encodes 206 amino acids. Lineage: Eukaryota; Metazoa; Chordata; Actinopteri; Atheriniformes; Melanotaeniidae. Gene Ontology annotation, molecular function: cytokine activity. Gene Ontology annotation, cellular component: extracellular region. The record is from RefSeq and is a predicted model, not a curated record. The transcript has 5 exons.